Messenger RNA from Sesamum indicum (sesame), 2691 nucleotides. RefSeq lists its product as uncharacterized. The record is from RefSeq and is a predicted model, not a curated record. NCBI's taxonomy places the organism in Eukaryota, Viridiplantae, Streptophyta, Magnoliopsida, Lamiales, Pedaliaceae. Gene Ontology annotation, molecular function: ubiquitin conjugating enzyme activity.
GGCACUUUCAACUGGGAGCCAAUCCAACACAGCGACACUCUUGCUCUCUCUCUCUCUCUCUAAAACGUAAAAAAAUUGAAGGGAGGAGUCUGGUAGUGUAAAUCUUUGUAUGUGUGUGUCUUUAUCUUUCUCGGAUUUUUUUAUCGUAUUUAUUUAUACCUAUCUAUAUCUACGGAAUCCGCGAAGCAAAAGGGAACCCUCGAACAGUAAAUUCAUUGAGUGGUGAAUUUUCCCCAAGGAAGGAAAGAAUGAGCCGUCGCUGAGAAGGAAGUAAAACCCAUCCAUCAGAAAUCACUAAAAGUCGGGCCUGAUUGAACUUCUGUCUGAUCUGAUGGAGUCGCCCACCCCGGUUUCUCGAUAUAUUCCUCAGAAUUCUAAGAAAAGGGUGUUUCCGGCUGGAAGUUCGUCAUCGGGGUGUAAAGAAGUGGAGGUGUUGGAAGCAUCGCCGCCGAUUAAUCGCACUUCUAAACCCAAGUCCUCCAAUCAGAAAGAGGUUAUUAUUCAUGAAAUAAUCGAUGUUGACAUGGAAGAAGACUCUGAUGACAUUAUGUUAUCUGAUAGGGAAGUUGAAACAAGCGCGAAAGGCAAGGAACCCUUGUCAUAUUCUUCACUUGGUUUUAAUAGUUUGGCAAAUGAUGAAUCUGGGAGUGACAUCCUGAUGUCAAAUAAUGGUGCUGCUGGAUUACAUGAUUCAAUUAAUGGAGAUGAUUUGAGCUCUAAUAUAUUCUACGGAGAGGAUGAGUGGAUCGACACAUAUUAUGAUGAUAUACUAUAUGACGACUAUGCAACUCUUGAAUCACAUUUUGAUCACAUGGAUAUUCCACCCGGAGUCGAGGCGCCAUUCCCCUGGUUACCGAGUUGUCCUGGAAAUGAUUCAAAGGCUCCAGCAACUGGCACUUCAACUAAUUUAAGAUUGCAACUUCAGUCGGACGGUGUCAAUCUCUCCCCUGGCUUGAACUCAUCUCAGUCUUCGUGCGCAUUGACCCCUGACGAAAUGAAAGACCUGACAACUACAUGGAGCAAUUCAAUGGCAGCUAUCCAAAAGAAGAUCGGUAAUCAGCAUAUGAAGGGGAAACUGCCUUCUAAUUGGUUUGAACCUGGUCUAGAUCAGACAAAAUUGGCCACAAAUAAUACUUCCAAUCUGAGUCCACAACCCUCUAGGGGUUCAAUGUGCAAAGCUGGGAAGGAACUUCUGCACUCUUUUGGAAAGAGCAGGAGGAAGCCUCGUUCAUCUCAUGCUGUCAGUUCCAGCCAGAACAAUCAGUUUCCUCCUCCAACUUAUUUGGGUACUGUUAGUGGUGGCGGUAGUUAUCCUACUUUGAAAAUGCCGACAACUGCACCUGGAGGCUAUAUGCCUGUGUGGCAGGAUUUGCCCCUCAACAUGUUGGAACCCGCUUUGGGUCCUACAGGAUUUGUGCAUGGAAGCACAUUCAGCAGCUGGGGACAAGAUCCUGCCAAUAAUCAAGAUGGAGCAUCUUCAGUGGCGACUUCACUGCCCACCAAGGUAGAGCAGAGAAAUGUGGAUGAAAUUCUGCAACAUUUUGACCUAUUCAAGAAGUUUGACACUGUUGAAGAUUAUUCAGACCACCACUACUCCAAAAACGGCUCUUCUGCAAAGCAGCCGCCAAAGAAUUGGGCCAAGAGAAUACAAGAAGAGUGGAAGAUUCUGGAAAAUGAUUUACCUGAUAAAAUUUUUGUCAGGGUCUAUGAAGCGAGGAUGGAUCUUCUGCGAGCUGUGAUAAUAGGUGCAGAGGGAACUCCAUACCAUGAUGGUCUCUUUUUCUUUGAUGUAUUCUUUCCCAGCAGUUAUCCUAAUGUUCCGCCGCAUGUCCAUUACCAUUCAGGCGGUCUUCGAAUCAAUCCUAACUUAUACAAUUGUGGAAAAGUGUGCCUGAGCCUUCUUAAUACCUGGAGCGGUAGCCACAAGGAGAAGUGGAUCCCUGGUGUCUCAACCAUGUUACAAGUUUUGGUCUCUAUACAAGGGCUGAUUUUAAAUGCCAAGCCCUACUUCAACGAGCCUGGAUAUGCGAAUCUGAGUGGUUCUAUAAGUGGGGAAAAGAAAUCUUUGGAGUAUAAUGAGAGAACAUAUAUAUACUCCUUGCAAACGAUGGUGUACAACAUGAGAAGGCCUCCAAAGUACUUUGAGGACUUUGUCCUGGGGCAUUUCUGCAAACACAGUCGUGACAUUCUUGUGUCCUGUAAAGCCUACUUAGAUGGAGCUCAAGUUGGUUGUCUUGCUAAAGGGGGCGUCCAGGACGUUGACGAGGGCGACAAGAGCUGCUCGCAGCAAUUCAAAAACAAGUUGGCGGAGUUCAUCACUAUUCUGGUAAAUACAUUUUUAGAGAUUGGAGCCAAGGAUUGUCAAGAAUUCCUGUCUUUAGCUCAAAAGGAAACUGGACAAGCAACUACCGUUCCUAGGCCAAUGAACUUACUCUAAACGCAAUCUUCUGACAAAUAUUCGGCAUGGAAGACAUGCAUGCUAGCCCUUGAUAUUAGUCGUUGUGACUGAUUGAGAUUGGUCGGUAUGGGGAGUAUAGAGCUCACUAUUCUUAUAACCCCAGAACGCCUUGAAUCACAUUAGAUAAUAAAAUGUGUAUAUUUGGAUAUGAUGAGUUCAGCUGGUAAUCUAAGUUGAACUUUGGAGCUAUAGACCGUUUUGCUCAAUCUACUUUGAUUGUUUUACUGCUUCUG